AUGGUCAUAGAGACACGGAUUCCUCAGGCGGGUACACCCCCUCCCCCUAAGUUAUUCAAAUGGACGGACUGGGACAAGUUCCGAAAGCAGCGAGUCGAACAGAGAGGUGAGGAGACCAUCGAUAACAUCGAGGCAUGGAUGGAGACACUGAAUGACGACAUGAACAGGGCGACACAGACGGUCACACCCGAAGUCCAGGUUGAUAAAAUCGACAGUCGACUAGCCCACCUCUGGGAAGCCAAGACAUCACUAUACGCAAGAUGGAAGAAGCAACGGCACAACCGAAAGCUUCGUAAGAAGAUCGCACUGAUCAAUCGCCAGCUAGAAGAACAUUGCCGCACCUUAAGCCGCCAGCAGUGGUACGACAUCUGCAACGCAAUCGACGGGCAGCUGCACAAUGGCAGCACGUGGCGUCUCCUGCGUCACCUGUUGGGGGAAACGCAGGGCAAGUCUGCUCAACGUGCCAACCUGCAGCGCCUUCUACACAAGGAACGGGCUACCACGAGUGAUCAACAGAUCGUGACACGCCUGCUAGAGAAGUACUUCCCUCAACGACCCGAUGUCCAACACGGAGAUUACACCGGCAAGCCAAACGCGACGCUCGAUGAAGAAUUUCACGAGUCAGAGAUCCGCGCAGCUCUACACGACCUUAAUGGCAAAUCAGCACCUGGUCCUGACAAGGUUACAAACAAGACUCUACGAAACCUUGAUGAUGUCUCGAUCACCGCUCUCACGACAUACGUCAACAAAUGCUGGCGAGUUAUGGAGCAUGCGUUCCUCACCCGUAUCAACCGCCACCUCGAGGACACUGGAGCCUACCCAUCCACUAUGGUGGGCUUCCGGUCACAUCUCUCCACUCAAGACGUUAUGCUCCAGCUCUACCACCAGAUCAUCAACGACCCAACUAGUGGCACCCGCGCCAUCCUUGGUCUCGAUCUGGAAAAGGCAUUCGACAAUGUAUCACAUGCAGCAAUCCUGAGCCGAAUUAACAAGCUCAACAUGGGCGAGCGCAGCUAUAACUACAUCAGAGACUUCCUGUCGUGCCGCACAGUCACCCUCGCAGUCGACAGCAUGACAUCCCACGAACAUGCACUAGGAAGCGCCGGCACUCCUCAAGGCAAAUGUGUCAUCAUCCUCAAGCCAUCUCCAACCGGGACGCUUUACUACCAACAGCUUAUGUUAACAUCGCACAUGCCUCCGAAGCAUUGCAUGGUACAAAUGCAUGUCUUCGACAUCAGCAACACCGGCCGCGUCAAAUGCAGCGAGAUGUUCGUUCAAAAUGCUAUCGCAGAUGCAUAA
Molecule: messenger RNA, 1299 nt
Organism: Dermacentor silvarum
Lineage: Eukaryota; Metazoa; Arthropoda; Arachnida; Ixodida; Ixodidae
Exons: 3
Coding region: 1-1299 (432 amino acids)
Source: RefSeq, a predicted model, not a curated record